Messenger RNA from Vitis riparia (riverbank grape), 1745 nucleotides. Its product is annotated as serine carboxypeptidase II-2-like. Gene Ontology annotation, cellular component: vacuole. Lineage: Eukaryota; Viridiplantae; Streptophyta; Magnoliopsida; Vitales; Vitaceae. The record is from RefSeq and is a predicted model, not a curated record. Gene Ontology annotation, biological process: proteolysis. Gene Ontology annotation, molecular function: serine-type carboxypeptidase activity. Bases 112 to 1530 code for a protein of 472 amino acids. The transcript has 10 exons.
UCAGCAGCCAAUAGCCAUGCACAUGUCCAUAGCAAACCCCUCCUCUAUCCACAUAUAUUCCUCACCCUCAUUAAUUUCCUUAUCCUCCUCCACCUCCAAAACACCACAAAAAUGGCGCUGAGUCCGAAAUGGGUUUUUGUUGUUCAAAUCUUGUUGACUCUGAUCAAUCUGAAUAGAGCCACUUCUUCUUCUUCUUCAGACCCUCUUGUUCAGCAAGAGUUGGACAAGGUCCUUCAGCUCCCAGGCCAAACCUUUAAUAUCUCCUUUGCACACUAUGCUGGGUACGUCACUGUGAAUGAGUACACUGGGAGGGCUCUAUUCUACUGGUUCAUUGAGGCUGCUGAAGACCCUUCGUCUAAGCCUCUGGUUCUUUGGCUCAAUGGAGGGCCUGGAUGUUCUUCCAUUGCUUAUGGGCAGUCGGAGGAAAUAGGGCCGUUUCACAUCAAGGAAGACGGGAAGACCCUUUAUUUGAAUCCAUACUCUUGGAAUCAAGCUGCCAACAUUCUAUUUCUUGACUCCCCUGUUGGAGUAGGCUUUUCAUAUUCAAAUUCUUCCUUUGAUAUAUCAAGCAAUGGAGAUAUAAGGACCGCUAAGGACUCAUUAAAAUUUUUAUUGGAGUGGUUUGAGCGUUUUCCACAAUAUAAAGGAAGGGACUUCUACAUUACAGGAGAGAGUUAUGCAGGGCAUUAUGUUCCUCAGCUAAGUCAAGCAAUUGUAAGGUACAAUUUCGCAACAAAGGCAAAGUCAAUUAAUCUAAAGGGUUACAUGGUGGGAAAUGCUCUGACCGAUGAUUUCCAUGACCACUUGGGGUUAUUCCAGUUUAUGUGGUCAGUUGGUAUGAUUUCUGAUCAAACAUACAAGCUACUGAAUGUGUUUUGCGACUCCCAAUCAUUUAUACUGUCCUCGGAGUUGUGUGAUAAGAUUAUGGACAUUGCUAGAGAGGAAAUUGGAAACAUUGACCUAUACAGCAUUUUUACUCCUCCCUGCAGUGUCAAAAUUGGAUUUUCAAAUCAGCUGAUGAAAAAAUUGAUUACGGCCGGUGGCAUCAGUCGGAAGUAUGAUCCAUGCACACAGCAGCACUCAGUUGUGUACUACAAUCUACCUGAGGUUCAACAAGCACUUCAUGUUUAUGUUGAUAAUGCAACAUUUAAAUGGGCAACCUGCAGUGAUGAGGUUUCUACUACUUGGAAAGAUUCUCCCAGGUCGGUGCUAGACAUUUAUCGUGAGCUGAUACAUGCGAGACUCCGUAUUUGGAUAUUCAGUGGUGAUACUGAUGCCGUAAUCCCAGUUACAUCCACCCGAUACAGUAUUGAUGCUCUCAAGCUUCCCACUGUGAGCCCAUGGCGAGCUUGGUAUGAUGACGGACAGGUUGGAGGAUGGACCCAAGAUUAUGCAGGGCUUACCUUCGUUACAGUGAGGGGAGCAGGGCAUGAAGUUCCUCUGCAUAAACCCAAACAAGCGUUCACACUCUUCAAGGCCUUCUUAUCAGGAGCCCCAAUGCCCUACAUGGAACAAGUAAGCGACUCUUGAAGCUUCUUCUCCUAUGAUUGGGAGAAAAGACUACCGGUGACAAUAGUUUCCAUAUUGUGAGGUUAUUUGGAACCUAAAAUGUUAUUUCUUUGAACGUCUUAAGUGGCUCUAGCAGACAUGCAUUUGCAAAACAUCAUGCUUUCCAUUUUAACUUAGUACUCUUUUAUAAGUACCAAUAAAUUGCAUUUCAUAGGGAUGUUCCAUUCCAAAAAGAA